AUGUCUAAUUUCAAUCUCCCCCGCGAAAAGCGUUUGAAAGGAAAGUUCAAGGCAUUGCUCGAUCGUUUCACGGGCGCAGAUCGCUUACAUGAUGAACAUCCUAGCGGUUCGAGGUCAACGUUUACAAGGGCGCCAGAAGUUACGGGAGAGCGCAGUACCUCUCUGGGAGUUCGCAACGUUGUUAUGAGGGAUUCCAAUUUCUACGUGGCUCAAAAGAUUGAUGUUCAUGAACAUGGGGGUCAGGAUGAUAUGGCAUCGGGAACACAUCAUGACAUUCAGGCACCACAGCCACGCAUUCACAAGAAAUCAAGACCCGGCGACCUCCCUCACGCAAAAUAUGAGCACAUGUGCAAGGAACCUUUGCGAGGUUUCCAUGCCCCGAAAGAACGGAAGAAUUGCUGUGGAAGGGGUGGAUUGGGUUGGAUGGGGUUGGAUGGGGUUGGUCUUGUCGGAGACGAUCGUGGUCAGAAGAUCUGUGCUGACGCUGUUUUUGCCUUAGGAGUCCUAGUCAAACUUCAAGCGCUUUGUCGAGUUUGGGCCAGGAAUGAACCCGGAAGCUCACUAAAUUUCACGCAGGCCAUCAUCGACGGCCCAACAACGGGUGUUUCCCGCCAAUCCUAUUACUACAAACACCUCACCUUGGGCACAGAAGCGGGUCGCAGUACAGAAGAGACGAGUGUUUACCCAUUUCGGUCGCUGGAGCGCCAUGAUGGCGUGCUUCCUCGCAUAUCGCGAAAGUCAACCAUACGACAACUCGAUUUUGCCAACAAACGAAUUGGUGACGUAAACGCGGUGGUAUCGACGACAAACGGAGGGGGAGUUUUUGUGGUUGGUCUACGGUACGUACCCCUUAUGUUCGCCACAUUUGAAGCACACGACGUCUGA
Messenger RNA from Laccaria bicolor S238N-H82, 885 nucleotides. RefSeq lists its product as uncharacterized. Bases 1 to 885 code for a protein of 294 amino acids. Lineage: Eukaryota; Fungi; Basidiomycota; Agaricomycetes; Agaricales; Hydnangiaceae. The record is from RefSeq and is a predicted model, not a curated record. The transcript is spliced from 7 exons.